Molecule: messenger RNA, 1909 nt
Organism: Esox lucius (northern pike)
Lineage: Eukaryota; Metazoa; Chordata; Actinopteri; Esociformes; Esocidae
Gene: fgfbp1a
Product: fibroblast growth factor binding protein 1a
Exons: 2
Coding region: 142-813 (223 amino acids)
Biological process (GO): cell-cell signaling
Molecular function (GO): growth factor binding
Source: RefSeq, a predicted model, not a curated record
UGUGUUUUUGUAUGUAUGCAAGUGGGCGCGCCGGUUAAGCAAGGGGGUGGUGGGUGUGUCUGUGCACUAUAAAUUCCACGUGCGCGUUCCACAGGUGCCACAACAGGAUUGAACCGUUUCCAUCAUCAUUCUCAGGGGGACAUGACGCACCUUACCAACUUAGCCGUCUUGCUAGUUAUUGCCUGCAUAUCUCAGCAGCUUAUGGUGGCAAACUGUCAAGGACCCAAAAAGAGAGGAAUGAAGAAGAAGGAAAAAGUGGGACCUAAGGACGAAUCACAACCAAAGCCCUCCGUUCCUUCUACAGAUAAGAGAAACAGCAGCCCAAAUGUAAAGGGUGUGUUUAAGGGCAAAUUCACCAAAGACAAGGCGCAGUGCACGUGGGUUGCAACAGGUGCUGAUGCCUUUGUGCUUGGCGUAAACUGCAAAAAAGGAGAAAAAAGUUUCGACUGCGAAUAUGUGGCCAGACCGGCCACAUGCCCUGGGUACGAAUCCAACGCCAAAGCCUAUUGGAAACAGAUUUCACGCUCUUUAAAAAAACAGAAGAAAUUAUGCAUGGAUUCCACCGUUUUGAUUAAAGCGGGUAUGUGCAGAAACGCUCCUCAAGACGCACAUUUUAAAUUGAACAAAAAAAACCAAGAUAUUGUUAUACCACUGCCAAGGACUACCGUUCAGACACGUUCUUCCUCAGAAACAACAUCUCGUGCCAAAUCUUGCGCAGUUCAUAAUAAGAAACUGGCGGAAGAUUAUUGUGCAGAUUCCUGGUCGAGUGUGUGUGCCUUCCUAUUCUCUAUGGUACAAAAUGAUGAAUGUUGAAAGUAAACAAAUAACGUGACUUUUGUAUUCCCCCUUCCUUGUACUUCUCGAGGGGGAUUUUUGUAUUUCGAUGGAUGGAGUUUUAAUAUUAUUUUAUUACUUUUCCCUUUAAAAUAUUUUUCUAUUUUGUUGUAUUUGUUUUAAAGCUAUACACUGUACUUAAUUAAUAAAUGUUUUAUGUUCUAUCUAGUGUGCUGAACUCGUUUCAAGUAUUUGCAGCUCUAGCCUUUCUAUAGGGUUAGGCCAGUGUUUCCCAAACUAAGUGUCUUGAUUUAUAAAACAGGAUUUCUAAAAUCUAUUUUAUGUUUGACAGACUAUCAUAGCUACAGUUAAUUUAAAAAGUAAACAUUGUUAAAAGCAUCACAUUUGUUAAAUCGUGAGGUAGUGACAAACUGGAGCUGGAGAAGUUUGGGAACCCCUGAGACUUAUAUUCUUGUAAAUAAUGUACAGCUUUGUACCUAUUCAUCAGAAUUGUUUAAUUAAUAAGGCAUACUAUUUUUAUAAUUUACAGGUACCUGUUAGGGAGCGAAUUAUUCAAUACCACCCUAUGUACACUCAAUAAUACACACUCACGCACUUAACCCUGCUGUUCAUGCUCAAAUUAAUUUGUUCAAAGAUUGUGUUUGAGAAUGUUGGGUAAUUAAACUGUUUAAUUACUAUACCAAGUCAGUAAGAGGGCUUUUUAUGAGAAAAAAACAAUCCUGCAUUCCUUGGCACAGAUUGUUGACUUAUGAUUGGCUCUUUCAAAGAUUUAUUUAAAUAUAAGCUUUUUUAAGGAAUGUAUUAGAUUCAAGAUAGAGACAAUUCAAUAAGAUAUAGAUAACAGUAGUGGGCUGGAUUUGAACCCAUGCUGCAACAGAAUAUGUGCACUGAAAGCAGUGGUUUAGACAUCUAGAGACUCCCAGGAUACACAAUUCACUAGUUCUAAACACUAGUUCAUGAGAGAUAUUAGGCAUUUUAUAUGGAACACUAAAAUAAAAGACAAUGAUGUGAAACUGACCAGUGUGACUUUGAUAUUAAAGUAAAUGCCCUGUUCACUCACAUGAAAAUAAGCUUGUUGAUUUGUCCUAUACUCAUAUGAACAUUAAUACUUCAA